This is a messenger RNA of Limulus polyphemus (Atlantic horseshoe crab), 3716 nucleotides long. Its product is annotated as multiple C2 and transmembrane domain-containing protein 1-like. The transcript has 22 exons. Gene Ontology annotation, molecular function: calcium ion binding. Bases 197 to 2908 code for a protein of 903 amino acids. NCBI's taxonomy places the organism in Eukaryota, Metazoa, Arthropoda, Merostomata, Xiphosura, Limulidae. The record is from RefSeq and is a predicted model, not a curated record. Gene Ontology annotation, cellular component: synaptic vesicle membrane. Gene Ontology annotation, biological process: regulation of neurotransmitter secretion.
UGUUUUUAUAAAUGUUUUGUUUAAACAGACUAGUUGAGAGUAAAUAAAUAUGAUAAUUUAAAUGUCUCUUGAGUAAUAAAGCAUCUUAGCAGACAAGGUUUGUCACAUUGGGCUACUCUUCUCCGUAAAGAACUCUGCUAUAGAUGCGUUUCCGAUAUCAAUCUAAGAAUUGAUUUUUGAAAUUAUCCCAACAGUCAUGCUUUGUUGUAAGAGGCAGAUUGAUGGUGACAUAAAGAAUAAAAGGGAUAUAAAAAAACGUUCUGGUUUUCUGAAAAAACUGAGGCCCAAGAAACAAAGGCGAUUGACAGAGCACAAAACAUUUGAAGUAGAGCCAUCAGUUCCUUUUAUUGACGGAUGUACUUCUUCUCCUAACAUUAGAAGGAAUCGACGAUUCAGGCCAGGAAGACGUCUUCAGAACAUGUGGUCUACCAUGAAAGGUCUUGCAAGAAGAAAUUCACCAAAAAAGCAAAACGAAAAGCAGAGUAAUUGGUAUGUUACAGAUACCACUGAAGCAGCGUGUUCAGUCACGGAUUCAGAAGGGUCACAGGACCAGAUGAGACUGGGUAGUGACUCUCCUUUGAAGAGAUUAAGCCAUAGCGUACCCAACAUUCACCAAGCUGCAUGUAGCACAGGCGGUUCAGCUGUUACUGGAGAAUGUGAAGUUAGCUUCACUGGGAAUGACAUGGUUAAAAGUAACAGUAGUAUGGUACAUGUAUUUGAAAGCACGAUACAGAAAUCUCACCUGUCUCCUCAUCAGUACGUUGAUUACAUAUUAGAUAUUCAUCUGUAUUCUGGGCAUGACUUAAUAGCUAAAGAUUUUUGUGGUACAAGUGACCCAUACGUGAAGUUUAAACAAAAAAGAAAGACAUUGUACAAGAGUAGGACUAUACUAAAAAAUUUAAAUCCAGUUUGGGAUGAGCAUUUCUCUGUGUCAGUGGAAGAUAUACAACAUCCAUUAGUGAUUCAAGUGUUUGAUUAUGAUCGUGGAGUUUUAGACGAUUUUAUGGGAACUGCAGAUAUUGAUUUAACAGAGUUGGAAUUAAAUAGGCAAACUUCCCUGUCUCUUACUCUCAAAACGUCUGCUCAUGCUCAGAAAUGCAAGACGUUUUUAGGAACUAUUGAUCUGUCUGUCACACUUUAUUCAAGGGUUGAGACCAACACAGAAGAGAGCAUAUCAAGGUCCUCAUCCAUCGUAAACAGGUGCCAGUCAUGGGACAGUGUACUAACGGUUGUUUUAGUUGAAGGUAGAGAUCUUUAUCCUGGUGACAACGACAGUGUAGGAGAGCCAUAUGUGAAGUUCCGUUUGGGUGAUGAGAAAUACAGAAGUAAGAAAGCCAAUAAAACGACAAAUCCAAAAUGGUUAGAAGAAUUUACCUUGAAUAUUUAUGGUGCUCACUCAAAAAUUCUGGAUGUUACAGUAUGGGAUAAGAGCUACUACAAUAGAAGUACCAUUAUUGGCAGUUACACAUUAAACUUGGAGAAGUUAGAGCAAGAGAAGACGCACAGAAUCUGGUUAGACUUGGAAACUGGAACUGGGUCACUCUAUCUUCUCCUGACCAUCAGUGCAAUUUACAUUAGAGAGAAUGUAUCAGACUUGCUAUGGUGUCGAGAUGCUAUUCACGGAAGGAGUUGUUGCCUUGGGCAAUAUGACUUUUCUAACAGUCUGUCUAACCGGAGAGAUAUUGGGCUAUUAACUGUUAAAGUGUAUAAAGCCCGAGGACUUAGAGCUGCAGACUUUGGAGGGAAAAGCGACCCAUACUGUGUAGUGGAGUUAGUUAAUGCUCGGCUUCAGACACACACGGAAUAUAGAACUCUCAAUCCUGAGUGGAACAAGGUUUUUUCAUUCCAAGUGAGAGACAUACAUGCUAUAUUGGAUGUCAGUGUUUAUGACCAAGAUACAGACAAACAGUUUGAAUUUUUGGGAAGAGUGUGUAUUCCUCUGCUUCAGAUUAAGAACAAUAAGAAGCUGUGGUAUAACUUGAAGGAUGAGAAGUUGAGCAAUUAUGUGAAGGGAGAAAUACUUCUAGAGUUGAAUGUUACAUAUAACCCAAUCAAGGCAUGUAUCAGGACAUUUAGUCCUAGAGAGAAGAAGUAUACAAUUCCAGAAAGAAAAUUCAAGCAAAUGGUGCUGUUGAAGAACUUAAACCGAGUUCACUUGUUGAUGUCUGACUUUUUAGUUUUGGCCAAUUUUGUAAACAGCUGUCUUUUGUGGGAAUCAACAUCCUGUAGUAUCCUAGCUUUACUUACAUUCCUUGUGGUUACCUAUAUGUUUCAACUGUACAUGAUACCCAUUGGUUUUCUCCUUGUCUUCCUUAAAAGCUUGUUCUUCAACAGUUCAACAAAGCAAAGUAUUUUAGAAAAGGAAAGAGAAGAGUUACAGCAUAUGGAUGAAGAUGAUGAAGAAGAGAAGUUGAACAAGACUAGUGUUUUUCAGAAACAGUCAUACACGGCUGCACUACAUUUUAUCAGUGAUCUAGCUGCUGAAAUCUUAAGAUUUACAACACAUGGGAAAUAUAAGUACUGGGCAAUGAAAGAAAGAAGUAAAAGUUUCAAAGAUCGAAUUCAAGCUGUUCAAGAUCUUGUGGCAUUGAUUCAAAACAUUCUUGGUUAUGGUGCUUCCUUUGGAGAACGAUGUAAAAACAUCUUCAAUUUUACUGUUCCUUUCUUGUCAUGGUUAGCGAUUAUCCUGCUGGUGGGAGCAACAAUGGUGUUGUAUACAGUACCUUUCAGGUUCAUCAUUAUGUUAUGGGGACUCCACAUGUUCACUAAGAAGCUAUGGAAUUACCAAGCUCCCCUAAACUUUGAAUUACUUGACUUUCUGUCUUGUGUGCCUGAUGAUCAAGAAAAGGUAAAGUACUCGAAUCAGAUGAUGAUAGAUAAACCAAACAGUAAUGGAAUGAACAACUGACCACAGUGAUGUCCAGAGAAGUCCAGUUCUGUUCCAAGACAACAUAAUCUAGCCAAGGAAUUUUGGUUCCAAAUCAUAACUUCAAUAAAACUGGUUUCUGAAGAACUUUUCUGACCACUAGUUAAAGCAUUUACUUUUGACUCUAAUGCUUUAUUUAUUUUUGUACCAUAUUUGAGGUUCUGAAGAACUUGUCUUUAAAUAGGUUUAUGAAUUGUUGUUCAUAUACAUGAAAUAAUAAUAAAACAACAACCUACUAGACAUUUGAAACAUAAAUAACUCAAUAUUUUAAUUUUGUUAUCUUUGUCACAUCUCUUUAUUUUAUUUUUGUAUAAAAACACAAAAGCUAGUUGUGUUGUGAAGUGUAAUGAAAUAAGUAGUUCAUAAUACUUGGUUUUAUGCAUUAUUACUUUGUUUGUUUGUUGUUUGAGAUUAUGACAGGAAUGGUUGUAUAAAUUUACAUUUUCUUCCACAUUCUUCUCAAAUCACAGUAAAUUUGUACAUUCUGUAUUCAGAUAAUUAUGUGUCCAUCCAAAUUUAGAAUUUGUAUAUAGUUUCUGUAAUUUACUGUUUUCUAUUAUUUUUCUUGUCUAAAUAUCAUAUUACCUCUUAUUACAGACAUAAGCAUUGAUAUUCAAAUACCACAGACAACAAGGUAACUUUAGUAACAGAUAACUUCCACACCACAAACAACAAGGUAACAUUAGUAACAGAUAACUUCCACACCACAGACAACAAGGUAACAUUAGUAACAGAUAACUUCCACACCACAAACAACAAGGUAACUUUAGUAACAGAUAACUUCCACACC